GCGUGGUAUAAGUAGCAAAGGCUUCGAAUCUUUUUCGGUGUUUGACAUGUGCAUGCCCCGACCACGGUUUUGGGCAAAGUCGGCGACUCGUGGAUCUAGUGAGUCCAUUAGAACGCUGCCUCUGUACAACCUAAAUCUUGAACGUCAUGGACAUCCCCGUUGUAUCCCCAAGCCGCUUCAUUUUCCCUUCCCACAUAUCUCGACUUCCUCCAGAGUUGUUAGCCAAGAUAUUCUUGCACCUAGCUGAUGCAUUUCGACAUGAGCCAAAAGCCAUGGGUUGCUUUGGUCAUCGACCAUACGCUUGGCUUCGAGUCACCCGCGUUUGUCAUUUUUGGCAUGAUGCCGCUCUUGGAUGUCCUCCAUUAUGGGCUUUCAUCAAUACAUCAUACCCUGUCGAUCGGAUCAAAAUGCUGCUACGGAGAUCUGGACAAGUCCCACUCAUCGUAAAGCCCAUCUCCACGCUUGCCCUCAGCUGUAGUUUCAGUGACGUGAUAGAUCAGAGCGUUUUGGCACUAGUGCUGCAAGAAGUGCCUCGAAUCAUGAAGCUGGAGGUCAUGAUCACGGAAUCCUUUUCAACGAAGCUUGCGAUGACUAACAUUCAAUAUCCGUCGCUGAGAUCCCUGUGCCUCAGAAGCGCUUUCAUCAAUUUUGAAACCGAUACUCGUCGGGAGAAAAUGGAUUUUGCGCUCAAUUUUGACAUUCCUCGCCUUCGUUCCCUCAAAGCUUUCUCUUUCGAGUUCUCGGAAGCAAAAACCUUGUUUCGGCCUUGGUUACAGAAACUUAUCCUCCAACCGGCCUCAUAUCCUCCGUUGCACGAAGUGUCGGAGUGCAUACGAGGACUACCUCUCCUAUCCUCCUUAGACCUGCUCGCCUUCAACUACUUUAAUGAUAGUAGUUCUGACUAUCCAAAGGGCUACAAAGCCGUCGCUUUGAACCACCUGCAAUGGUUGCAUAUUGACGGCAACCGAUACUACUGUCGGUUCCUCGAUAACCUCGAGAUUGCACCAGGCGCAUGUGUGUCCCUUGAAUUGUCGACUGGCAAUGUGUUCCGUGAUCUCGAGGACAUCGAUACGAUGACUUAUAAUGCUAUGAGAUUCUGUGGACUGCCAAAUCACGAUGUGGUGCUACCCCAAUCGCGUAUGCUACGAUCCAUGGCUGUCCAGUAUGAAGUCCAUCAUUCGCAAGCAACAAUAGACAUCCAAGGCUGGGACGUCGUCUUUUCUCGUGAUAUCUUUAUGCGGGAGACUGGAUAUCCUCAUUCGCUCCCCCGACCGUUUAUUCAUCUCAAACUCAGAUGUUUCUCCGUAAAUGACGGCGUGGUGGUGUUAUCUCAUUUCUGCCGAAACUUCAAUGUCGGGGAGAUUCAAGCCUUGAUUUUGGGCUUCGCUGUUCAAAGGCAUUCUGACAACGAUGCUAUGUGGCAUGGAUUAGCACAUGUAUUCGACAGUCCCAGUAUCGAAACACUGGUCAUGCUGGAUUGGCAUGCAGGACAAUUGGCUUCACUGAUCACGACAGACCAUUGUAAUUCAUUGCCUUCUGGAACUCCGUCAAUACCCUUUCCGGGUCUCAAAACGCUGGUCAGCUACCGUCUACGAUGGGCCGAUGUUGAUGAAGGCAUCAGUCCCUCACCGCUACCGCUCACCACAGGUCUGCAAUAUCGAGCCAAGAACAAUGUUGGGAUAGAGACCCUAUGCCUUCGUGAUUGUAUAUCAGACGUCAAUAAGGAGGAUCUUGAAGAAUCGAUGGCAGUUGUGCCUAACUUAAUGUGGAAUGUGAAGGAGCCUGAGGCGACAGACGAUGACAGCGACUGGUGGUCCAGUGUCGAUUCUGCAUCAUCGCUACUCGGGCAGGAAGAAUAGGCCUGCCGUCUCUCCGAAUAGCAGACUUGAGUUCUAGAAGUGGAGGUCUAGCGGUAUGUGAGAAAUUGACUUGCAUGCAUUUAUACAUGGCUCUCUGACGAUGUAGCAUUGCAACAAAUGUAUAGCCUGCUACCGAAAGAGGUUAUCCAUCUCAUUAUAUACAAAAGCCCGAGUUAUGCCACGCAAGGCGAUAAAGAAAAGCGAUAUUCCUUUGCAGUCGAGGUAGGAGACGUAUAUCACCACACCUCUUUAAUCACCGUGGUGCAUAGUCGCGCUUCGGUCUCCUCUGGUUUGGAUAAUUUGGAUAAAUAUACGGGACAAGAAUGCCCCUGCUUUUAGAAGGCGGGAGCGAGCCUUCUGAUCCUGUGGGUUGUCCGCUCAGAAAGAAAAGAAAAUCGUGAGUGGUUGAUAAAGAGUGAUGAGAGCUUCACUGAACCCAUUCACGCGCUGGCUACCGGGUUGGCAUGCAGGACAGCUGAUCACGACGGGUACCGGUCACUGUGGCCUUUCGAUCCGUUCUCCAGAUGACCCGUUGCCUCCUCGCAUCCCGCCACUGGUAAUACACCCUUCUCAGGUGUCUCAAAACCCUGGUCACCUAGGGCCGUCUAUGAUACAUUGGGCUAGUGGAGAUAUCGGCUCACAACUGCCACGACUCGCCACCGCCCUGAAAUACCGAGCUAAGAAUAACGUUGGGAUAGAGACUCUAUGCCUUCGUGAUUGUAAAUUAGACAUCGAUACAUAGGGAGGACGUCGAAGAAUCGAUGGCGGUUGUCCCUAACUUCACGUGGAAUGUGAAGGAAGCGACAGACGAUGACAGCGACUGAUGAUCCGUUGGUUGUCGAUUCUGCAUCAUCGCUACUCUUUUGUGUGUAAGUAGUCGACUCGGUGACUAUGAACAAACUUGAUGACAAUCU
This is a messenger RNA of Somion occarium, 2773 nucleotides long. NCBI's taxonomy places the organism in Eukaryota, Fungi, Basidiomycota, Agaricomycetes, Polyporales, Cerrenaceae. The record is from the annotation of a GenBank genome assembly.